Messenger RNA from Sclerotinia trifoliorum, 2840 nucleotides. The record is from the annotation of a GenBank genome assembly. NCBI's taxonomy places the organism in Eukaryota, Fungi, Ascomycota, Leotiomycetes, Helotiales, Sclerotiniaceae.
AACAAUAACUCCGUAAUUUGGCGGGGCAUUUAUGCGUUACGAGUUAUUCAUUACGGUUAUUGUCCUGAUGACAUAUGCCCAAGCCCAAGACCGACCUUCAUAUUCUUUCAUUCUUUACUUCCCUAAUCUAAUAUGAAUCUUUUCGCUCUCUCACGUUGCCCAUGAUCCAACAGAUCUCCAGAUUACUGACCUGUAAUUGUGGUAUACACUAUGGCGGAGGUUGAUAUUGCUCCCCAGUUUGGCCUUGAGCUGAAGGUUAGUGAACGGCGCAUGCUCGCAUGUUCUUUUUGACCAGUGUCUUAUCUGACUUUCGAUAUGUUCGUUUUUAGGAUGGGUUCAAAGCGACGAAUAAUUGGGUGUCCAAUGGUAUCGACUGGUUGGACGACAUCCAGGCAUUCUAUCGCGAAAGAAGUGUAAUUGAAAAGGAAUACAGCGCAAAGCUCAAUGCCUUAGCAAAGAAGUAUUAUGAGAAGAAGACAAAGAAGUCAAGCAGUUUAAGUGUCGGUGAUACACCUGCUAUGACCCCUGGGUCGCUCGAGAGGUUAGGAAUAUUCUUACCAGAACUAGUCGUGCAACGGUUGACUAACCUUGUCGCAUGUAGUGCGUCAUUAACAACAUGGACAACGCAACUUACCACUCUCGAAUCUCGCGCAGCGGAACACGAUCGUUAUGGAGGGGAAUUGAUUAUGCAGGUUGCGGAGCCACUGAAAGUACUUGGAGGACGUUACGAAGAGUUAAGGAAACGCCACGUGGAAUAUGCGGACAAAUUGGAGAAGGAGAGAGAUUCUACAUACGCGGAUCUGCGCAAAAUGAAAGGGAAAUACGAUGCCGCAUGUCAGGAAGUCGAGAACAAGCGGAAGAAGGCGGAGUCAUCAUUUGAUUAUUCAAAGACGAAAGCACAAAAUGCAUACCAACAACAGAUUCUUGAAAUGCACAACGUCAAAAAUAGCUACUUAAUCGCCAUAAAUGUCACCAAUAAACAAAAAGAGAAAUACUAUCAUGAGUAUAUCCCGGACCUUCUCGACAGCUUACAGGAUCUGUUCGAAUCGCGCACAAUUAAACUGAAUGGUAUAUGGUCACUAGCGGCGCAGUUAGAGAAGGGAAUGCUAGAACGUAGCACGGAGUUUACCAAUCACUUAUUAACAGAGAUCCCGAGAAACCAGCCUUCUCUAGAUUGUAUGAUGUUUGUCAGACAUAAUGUGGGGCCUUGGCAGGAGCCUUCAGACAAGCCAUUUGAACCAAGUCCUGUAUGGCACGAUGACGAUGCGAUGAUGGUUGGAGAUACUGCAAAGGUUUUCCUACGGAACGUUCUUAGUAAGUCUAAGAAUCAACUUGGAGAUUUAAGGAGAGAGGUGGAUAAGAAGCGACGUGAGGUUGAAAGUAUCAAACGUGUAAAGCAGCAAAUCAGAGAGGGUAAAGACAAACGGGAUGAAGUCGAAGUUGUUAGGGCUAUUUUUGCUUUGCAAGAAGAGCUACAUCAAGUUGAUCACAAGAGGCUCACUGCAGAGGUUGAAACAUCCACGAUUACGGCGGCGGUCGGCGAUGUCACGUUAGGCUCAAAGAGUCACAACUUCAAAUCUCAAACUUUCAAAAUACCCACUAAUUGCGAUUUAUGUGGUGAACGUAUAUGGGGACUUUCAGCAAAGGGAUUCGAUUGUAGGGAUUGUGGGUACACAUGUCACAGCAAAUGUGAGAUGAAAGUUCCAGCCGAAUGUCCAGGAGAACAAACCAAAGAUGAAAAGAAGAAACUAAAGGCAGAACGUCAAGAAGCUGCAAAUGUCCUGAAAGCUCCGGGCACAGGCCUGGCAGAUAGUGUUGCAGAGCUCCCCACUAUGAGCCGAUCCAAUACUAUGAAUUCGUUAAGUUCGGGUUAUGCUGCUAGUGCAAACAGAUCCCUCUCGGCAAAAUCGACAACUGAGGACACGCCCCCUGAUACGACAGCCGAUCGAAGGCAGAGUGUAAGUUCGAGUCUCAAGCCAGGAAUCCUAAAGAAAAGUAGGGUUGUGGCUCCUCCACCAGCAGCGUAUAUUAGCGAAUUGCCGGGAAGCGGAGUGAUCAAUGGAUCGGCAUCAAAUGAACAGAAAGGAAAGAUGUUAUAUGCCUAUGACGCUAAUGGUAGCGAAGAAGUCACUGUAGCUGAGGGCAGUGAAGUCAUAAUCCUCGAACCAGAUGGUUAGUCACCCUACACUCCUAUCUUUUAAAGAACCAACCUGCUGACUCGGCCCAGACGGUGGCUGGACCAAAAUCAAAUACGGCUCUAAAGAAGGUUUAGUGCCAACCGCCUAUCUCGAAAUCCUUCCUCCAUCUUCUUCCCAUAAUUCUACCAAUAGACCCGUUUCAAUAAUCUCUACUUCCGGCUCCUCAAUCUCUGCAAGCAAAAAGCAAGGCCCAGCCGUCGCACCUAAAAGGGGAGCGAAAGUUUUGAAAUAUGUAGAAGCGCUUUAUGAAUAUACGGCGCAGAGUGAAGCGGAACAUAGUAUGGUGGAGGGUGAAAGGUUUGUGCUUAUUAAGGAGGAUCCUGGGGAUGGAUGGGCAGAGGUUGAAAAGGGGGGACAUGUGAAGAGUGUGCCGGCAAACUAUUUACAGAUUGUUUAGAAGGGUCGGAUUCAUUGUUUGAUAUCGGAUGGGGUGGGAUGGAAUUUUUGAUCAGUAUGAAUUUGAGUUGCAGAUUGCGGAUUGAGGACUGUGGAUUGCGUCUCAUGGGUAGAAAGGAGGAUAGAGCAAUCCUGAUUGGGUUCUUAAAUGAUGCAUAAGAGAUGGGGAUGAGGAUGUGUCUCAAAUCUGUAAAUUCUUUACCUACCUAGUACCUAGUAACUAUUACCUAUGAAGAAAAUACACAC